AUACAGCCUUUCUUUCACAGCGACCGCCAUGGUCACCGUUGAGGAACCGCCACUGUCCCCGCCGCAAGCAACACUUCUCGCUCUUUUCUUCGUCUCGUCCUAUGUCGGGUCGCUCUACAUAUCCAAAAAUGCGCGUCUGUCGUUCGUCUCCAAGACCGUGAAACUGCCAGACGGCCAGAUCCGGCAAAAACAGGACAAAGAACGAUGGAGAGACGAUUCAGAUGUUAUUCGAGCGCGGUUGACAGCGGUGGUAUCGUCGACGGUGCUGUCCUGCUUCGUCGUCUACUGGAUGCGGCUGAGGGCGUUCUCGACAGCCAGCGAGGCAAGAGCCGACACUCUCAAGCGACUGGGAUUUACAGCACCCCAUCCCGUCGUCGCCCACUUGAUAACCCCAAUGCUCUUUCUCGGUCCGUUGUACGCGAUGUCCUUGUACAGAACCCUACCGUUCCAGAAACUGUUCAACCACAACAACAGCACCUGGCUCACUUUCAAUUCUAUGCUGGGACUGAGGACAUAUGUUGUAGCACCUCUAACAGAAGAGACCGUAUUCAGGGCAUGCAUGCUCUCCAUCUACCAUCUAUCGGGCGCGUUGGUUUAUCGAAUGAUCUUCCUUGCUCCGCUGUGGUUUGGUCUGGCACAUGUACAUCAUGCCUGGGAUGCUUAUAACCGCUACGGAAGGACUACCGCAGCACUGAAGCGUGCUAUCUUAGGCAUUGCAUUUCAAAUGACAUAUACCACCCUCUUUGGGUUCCAUUGCUCCUACCUAUUCCUUCGGACUGGGUCAAUAUGGCCUCCCAUCACCGCACAUGUGUUCUGUAAUAUCAUGGGGGUCCCCGGGUUGCCACAAGAGUUGAAACAUUUUCCUUCAAAGACAUUUCUAAUCAUUGUGACGUAUAUUUUGGGUGUCAUUGGAUAUAUUCUUACGCUGGGCGCAUGGUCUUCGACGGAGGGCAGCAUUUACUGGAGCCAACCACAGCCGGUGGUUUAAGCUCAAUAGAAUGGCUAUAUGUUUCGUCAUUAUGGUGUGGAAUUUAAAAUUUGCUUGUUUUGUUCAGUGUAUUAGUGCCGUUCUUUGGGACAUAGCUUAUAGAAUGUCAAUAGGGAAUCCAGUCCAGUCCACUUCA
Molecule: messenger RNA, 1124 nt
Organism: Desarmillaria tabescens
Lineage: Eukaryota; Fungi; Basidiomycota; Agaricomycetes; Agaricales; Physalacriaceae
Exons: 6
Coding region: 29-988 (319 amino acids)
Biological process (GO): CAAX-box protein processing
Cellular component (GO): endoplasmic reticulum membrane
Molecular function (GO): metalloendopeptidase activity
Source: RefSeq, a predicted model, not a curated record